Messenger RNA from Clarias gariepinus (North African catfish), 3281 nucleotides. RefSeq lists its product as uncharacterized. The record is from RefSeq and is a predicted model, not a curated record. The transcript has 19 exons. Bases 1 to 3042 code for a protein of 1013 amino acids. Lineage: Eukaryota; Metazoa; Chordata; Actinopteri; Siluriformes; Clariidae.
AUGCUCCUAGCUAGCGGCCACAGCAUGCCUGUGCCUUCUGACUUCUUCUUGCACACUCAGACUGGCCGCGUGCUUCCUGUGGCUGGGAAUGUAGGAUUCGACCCCUCUAGCUCCACUCUUAUCUACACAGCCGAUGCUUGUCUGGGUGAAGUGGGAAAAUGGGAGUCUCCAGUGCUUCCGUUCAUUCCCUACCCUUCAUCCCGGCAUUCUGAUCUGCUAGAGCAAUGCAAGUUGAAAAGCCUCCAAACAGGACAAAAGCUUGUAUUUGGGGGACCCAUGUAUGAUUAUGAAACUGGUGUAAUUGUCUCAAUCCUGGCAGUCACUAUCCACCCCCAGACAGGGAUGGUGUACCCGGUAGGUGGUGUUCAUGUGUGCCCUGUGACGCGACUCCAACAGCCUAUUCAGAUUGGUUGUCCAAUGCUGGAUCCUCGCACUGGCAAUGUGGUGCUUAUCACUGGUGUUACUCUGGACUCACAUACAGGUGCAGUUCUCCCAGUAGGAGGUCUCUUGCUUGGUGAAUCCUUCAUUGAGCCCCUGAGUGGCAGGCUGGUGCGUACUGGUGGAGGCAGCAUCCGGGGGGGAAAAGUGGUGCCACAUGCAGGAGGUUUCCAGGCUCUGCUGGACAGCCAAGCUCUUGGUGCACGGGUACGUGUGGUGGAGCUCAUACGGGCCUACAGUGAUGAGUGGAAAUCUGGGAGUUUGGAGCUCCACAAUGAGAUCAGCAAAGUGAAGGCAGCUGCCUUAGACUUGGAGCAAGCCUGGAGAAACAGUCAGCACUGCAUGCUUCAGCUGCUAAGUUGUCUGGAGGCUCGGCAGGAGUGGGCUUGGUGGGUGGCUGAAGAUGGAGGCAGUCUAGGUGAUAUCAGUCUGCCUGGCAUGGAGUUGUCCCUGCCUGCUUUGCCGGGAUUUGAAUAUCCGGACCCUGGAGGUUCUGGAUUAUCAGUCCCUGUUCUCGGAGAACAGAUGGAUUGGAUGUCAGGGUGUAUGGUGCCUCUUGCUGGAACCAUGGAAGAUGCAGAUGGCAAGGGGCUGGUUCCUAUCCGCUUUGGGGCACAGACUGUAGACCCUGUAACAGGGGUUGUGGCCCCGGUGGUAGGAGUUCAGCUAGAUGUGUGGAACAGGACUGUCGUCCCAGUGACCGCGUCCCAGUGCCUGAACAUAAGAGAAACUCCAGACAUGGUGCUGGCAGAGGCUUUACAAAAGGAGUGCAGAAUGAGGGCUCAGUUCUGGAGAGAGCAGAGGGUAAAGGAGGAGGAACUGGUGGCAGAUUUUGACAGAACUCUGCGGGAGUGCCUUUACACAGCCCUUCAGGAGGAGUCAGAUCAUCUUAUGUGGAGAGACACCGAGAAGAAAAUAAAGGAGGCAGCAGCCGAGCUACAGGAAGCAGUCUAUAAAGAAGCUCAGAGAAGAAAUGCUGUGACGUCAGAGCUCUCGCUCUUGCUGCCCAGACACAUUCUACUCACUCUUACUGGAGGUGAUGAUGAAGAGUGGAAGCAGCAGCGUGACUGGUAUGCUGAACUGACCUCAGUGUUAAACAGAGUGAGUGUGUUUAUGGCAAGGCAGCAGUGGGAGCAAGAUCAGUCCACACCUCGGGGUGAUGAGCAACAGGAUGAACGGGUGCUGCAGGAUGAACAGGCGAGGCAGAAGGAACUGUGGGAGCAAUUAAAGCAGAGAUACACCGAGCUGGAAGUUGCUCUUUCUUCAGUGCACUGGGCCUGUGAGCUCAGCCAGCUCCGUGCUGAUACUGCAGAGGCCAUAUUAUUAGGGUCAUUCUCAUAUAAGGAUUAUGGUAUGGUGCAACAUAGAGGCAGAAAAAACCCUCUGAAAGCAGUGGCCCUGACUCAGCAGAAGAUGCUCCCUCAGUUGGAGCGCCUCAUUCAGCUGCUCGAGGAUGGCAAACUUUCCAGUCUCUUUACCAGCGCCCAAAGCCAGCAGAGCUCCGACCUGCCAAUGAAGCAUGUGUUUGAGAGGGACACAAGCUCUAGAGCAUGGACUGAAUCAGUCCCUGUAGCUAAAGAUGCCAAUCUGUCUCGCUGUGCAGCAGUUUCUGCUCAAUCACUGAAAGAUCAUGAAAAGGCUUCGUCUGUGAGCGAGCAAAAUGAACUGAAAGCUGCAUUGUACGGUACAUCCCCUACCCACAGAGAACAGGAUGUAAGCCCCGCUCAGUAUCAGGAGGCCCAAAAUCUCAAGGAGACACCAUUUCCCAUGCACAUGACCAUCCCCAAACUGUCAGGUGAGGAAUGGGCAAGUGUCCUGGAGCUCUCUCCGAUCUUCCAGCUUAUCCAAGAGUUAGAAGAGACACUCAAAGUUCGAGCAAAGGACACAGGUCUGCUGAGCGGUGAGCACGUGGGAUCAGGUUGCCCCUUUAUCGAUUUUUUGGAUGCGCAGUGGGAUUGCGAGGGAGAGCUUGUGAAAGUCAGUGCUGACAAACUUAACCCGCGGGAGUUUCUGAUCUACCAGCACGGCCAGUUGCUUCUCCAACUGAUACACACACACAGAGUGGCACCAGCAGUGAAAUUACACAUCGCUUCAAGUCUGCCUACAAAUAACUACUGCUGCAAUGCCUUCCGCAAUUCCUUUUAUUACCAGGAGACGGAUGGUACUCUGUACGUGCGCCAGCAGAGGCUGCAGUCCGUAGGAUCUUUCUCUCUGUUGCUUCUGCACUGUGCUGCUCACAUAUCUACCGGGCAACUAAGUUUUGACCCAACUGUUGCUUUCCAAAGGGCUUUCUUUAAGGUCAUACAAGUGUGUCUAAAUGAGUUGUUCCGGGCCAGACUCGAGCUUGAUUCAGCUGAAGACAAGAAACAAAGCACUGAUUCAGCUAUUAAUAGCCUUGUGCUUGAGAGAGUGCAGAAGCAUGACUCAGGAACUGUGUCUGAGAACCUAAAUGAGGUGACCAGGCUGCUAGGGAAGCACAAAGAAAAUUCAGUGUUCAGGAAUAUAGAAAGCCUGCUGAGAGAGAAGACCCUGGAGGUCAGCCCAAGUGACAGUGAGCUGCCAAUUAAACAUGGAGCAGAAGGCCAGGGCAUUGCGCCAGAGUGAAGUGAUGAAUUGGUGUUGAAAUACGAGCGCUGCUGCCUUUCCCUGAAUGUGACAAGACUGAAUAUCUCAUCCAAACUACUGUAUGUCGCUCCAUGGGAGACAGAUGGUGGCAAAGACAAUGGCUUUGUUUUGGAAUGAAGACAUUCAAGUAACUAGAAAAAUAAAUAAAUACACAAUAUAAGAAGCACAGGGCAUAUACAUUAAUUAACUUAAAAAAAAAAAAAGCAAAAUUGAAUAUG